AUGUCAACUUUGAGCUCUAGAGCCAACAUCCAACACGAAAGCAACCCUCAACAUGAACGUCACGAAAACCACAGGCCCAACACUACAACAGACGAGGGAGAUCACUAUGUCUUGACAAUCUGGACCGAUGACGCUCACCACGAGGCAAUGACGGCGUUACGAAGACAGUGGUUUCCCUCACGACUGUUGAAGGUAGAGGCCCAUGUCACGCUUUUUCACGCUCUACCUGGCACCAAGCUGCACCAGUUGAAGCAAGACAUUGCAGAGAUAUCACAAUACACCACAAAAUUCGACAUCACGGUCAAGAAAGAAGGCAUAUAUGAGAUCGGCAAGGGAGUUGGAAUCAGAAUCUCAGAAGGACAGAAGAAGUCGGCAAAGUUGCGAUCCGAGCUGAGAGACAAAUGGGAGCCUUUCCUCAGUCGACAGGAUCAGCAGGAAAGAUGGAGGGGGCAUUACACCAUCAUGAACAAGGAAGAUGACAAGUCAAGGGUACUCGAGUGCCUGGACGAGCUGCAGGAUAGCUUUGAAGAUAGUCGAGGAACGGUCAACGGGUUGAAUCUUUGGAGGUAUGAUCGUGGGUGGUGGAGAGAGGUUGAGGCCUUUUCAUUUCGCAAGUAG
Molecule: messenger RNA, 618 nt
Organism: Fusarium vanettenii 77-13-4
Lineage: Eukaryota; Fungi; Ascomycota; Sordariomycetes; Hypocreales; Nectriaceae
Exons: 1
Coding region: 1-618 (205 amino acids)
Source: RefSeq, a predicted model, not a curated record